Molecule: messenger RNA, 459 nt
Organism: Gloeophyllum trabeum ATCC 11539
Lineage: Eukaryota; Fungi; Basidiomycota; Agaricomycetes; Gloeophyllales; Gloeophyllaceae
Exons: 2
Coding region: 1-459 (152 amino acids)
Source: RefSeq, a predicted model, not a curated record
AUGACCACACGAGAUUACAAGGUCCUGCCCAACCCCGAUGGACCUAAGCCCUCUCCUUUGCCCGCCUGGCGGCUGAAGCGUCCAUGGUCCUCCGAGUGGGUUCUGGGUUUUCUGUUAACAGAUGAAGUAGCUGUGCGCGCAUGCGAGAAGCGCGGUGAAUCCGUGGAGGAUUCAGAACACAAAGCCUCGGACUACCACACCAUACACCGCUGGGUUGUCCAGGAUCUCGCGAGAAAACACCCCAUGCCUGCCCGCUUCAUACAUUCCCCCGCGCUCGUCUUCGAAGACCGCACGCGCGCCUCGAUGGAGUUUUGCGUCGCGCUGGUCGACCUUCGGUCUUUUCGCCGCAGCGAGCGUGGGCCUCCGAGCGUAGAACUGGUGGAGGAGAUCGCGGACGAGCUGCAGCUCAAAGGCAAGGCUCGGGUGCCGCGCUGGUACCUGCUUGCGGACCUGGACUAG